Messenger RNA from Batrachochytrium dendrobatidis JAM81, 1023 nucleotides. RefSeq lists its product as uncharacterized. The record is from RefSeq and is a predicted model, not a curated record. Lineage: Eukaryota; Fungi; Chytridiomycota; Chytridiomycetes; Rhizophydiales. The transcript has 2 exons. Bases 1 to 831 code for a protein of 276 amino acids.
AUGGAUUAUUUUUUGGGCUGGUGUGUUACUUGCGAAAAACGGAUAUCGCCCGAAUAUCUCUACUGUUCACAGGAAUGCCAAUUUGCUGAUUUUGUGAUUGACGAGUCAUCAGCAAGUCAGCGGUUGGCUAAUACCAGUCCUUUGCUUUCUGUUCCUUCCCAAAUGCGAACAUCAUCUGGAUCAUCAAUCAUGUCUUCAACCAGCUCUUCAAACGGACAUAAAUCCGCAGCAGCGCUCCUCCCAGCACCGACUGCUUGCGGAGAAAGCCUAGAAAAUUGGGUGAUAUCAAUGGACUCGUCAACAAUUUUAGACUCGAUCGACUGUAGAAACACCAUGGUUCACACAGCUUCCAUAGCAAGUACCAUUACUGCAAAUCAAUCAAACAAGCCUGCACCUCUCAACACAGGCAAUAACAUAUACAAAAAACGACACUCUUUGACACAGUUUGCAUCACUACCGGCUCAUACAGACAGCACGCUUAAUCACGUCAUACUUCAAUCUGGGCACUCUCCGUACUCGUCUGGAUCAUCCAACUCGUCAAUCGUUUCGUCAUCAUCGCUGGAUGCAUUCCCUAAACUUCUGAGACGAGGCCAUCGUCAUCGCCAACGAACUGCCCCAACAUCUUGUUGCACCACUGCCCCACCGCCUACAGUCACUGCAUCUACUGAUACUCGAUCCGCAGCAACUUAUUGUAAAUCGUCGACUAUGCGGUCAAGAAACAGUGGGGCGGCAAACCUCCAACCGCCAUCAAGAGCUCAACAAACCAGUGGUGUGAAUCCUGGAAUCGGAAAUCCUUACCUGCCUUCCGUAUUGGAAAUGACUGCUAGGUAACUGUUUAUUCAAAUCAGAUGUGCCAUCUGUAGGUCAAGAACGCGACAUUUUUUAUAUAUCCUUUCUAGUCGUUACAACUUUGCCUUAUUCCCUUUACCAUUUCAUAUACAUUCUAGCUCGUUUAGAGCCUAUUCACGUAAAAUGAAACACUAAACAAGUCAAAAUACAUAAUAAACUGCCAGUCUCAUGAUG